Galeopterus variegatus (Sunda flying lemur) is the source of this 3925-nucleotide messenger RNA. RefSeq names its product receptor tyrosine kinase-like orphan receptor 1 (gene ROR1). Gene Ontology annotation, molecular function: ATP binding; protein binding; protein kinase activity. The record is from RefSeq and is a predicted model, not a curated record. The coding region runs from base 1 to 2370 and encodes 789 amino acids. Gene Ontology annotation, biological process: positive regulation of canonical NF-kappaB signal transduction; positive regulation of kinase activity; protein phosphorylation. NCBI's taxonomy places the organism in Eukaryota, Metazoa, Chordata, Mammalia, Dermoptera, Cynocephalidae. Gene Ontology annotation, cellular component: signaling receptor complex. The transcript is spliced from 6 exons.
AUGGCCCUCUGCCUGGUGGAGAUAAAGGGUCUUAAGCAUGAUGAGUAUGAAGAAGACGGGUUCUGUCAGCCAUACAGAGGGAUUGCAUGUGCAAGAUUUAUUGGCAACCGCACCGUCUAUAUGGAGUCUUUGCACAUGCAAGGGGAAAUAGAAAAUCAGAUCACAGCUGCCUUCACCAUGAUCGGCACCUCCAGCCACUUAUCCGAUAAGUGUUCUCAGUUUGCCAUUCCUUCCCUAUGUCACUACGCCUUCCCAUACUGUGACGAAACCUCAUCUGUUCCAAAGCCCCGCGACUUGUGUCGUGAUGAAUGUGAAAUCCUGGAAAAUGUCCUGUGUCAAACAGAGUACAUUUUUGCAAGAUCGAAUCCCAUGAUUCUGAUGAGGCUGAAACUGCCCAACUGUGAAGAUCUCCCCCAGCCAGAGAGCCCAGAAGCUGCAAACUGUAUCCGGAUUGGAAUUCCCAUGGCAGAUCCUAUCAAUAAAAAUCACAAAUGCUAUAACAGCACGGGUGUGGACUACCGGGGAACCGUCAGUGUGACCAAAUCAGGGCGCCAGUGCCAGCCAUGGAAUUCCCAGUACCCCCACACGCACACCUUCACCGCCCUCCGUUUCCCAGAGCUGAAUGGAGGCCACUCCUACUGCCGCAAUCCAGGGAAUCAGAAGGAAGCUCCCUGGUGCUUUACCUUGGAUGAAAACUUUAAGUCUGACCUGUGUGACAUCCCAGCAUGCGAUUCAAAGGAUUCCAAGGAGAAGAAUAAAAUGGAAAUCCUGUACAUCCUGGUGCCAAGCGUUGCCAUUCCCCUCGCCAUUGCUUUACUUUUCUUCUUCAUCUGUGUCUGCCGCAACAACCAGAAGUCAUCAUCACCACCAGUCCAGAGGCAACCAAAACAUGUCAGAGGUCAAAAUGUGGAGAUGUCAAUGCUGAACGCAUAUAAACCCAAGAGCAAGGCUAAAGAACUGCCUCUUUCUGCUGUGCGUUUUAUGGAAGAAUUGGGUGAAUGUGCCUUUGGAAAAAUCUAUAAGGGCCAUCUCUAUCUCCCAGGCAUGGAUCAUGCUCAGCUGGUUGCUAUCAAGACCUUGAAAGACUAUAACAACCCACAGCAAUGGACAGAAUUUCAACAAGAAGCCUCCCUGAUGGCCGAACUGCACCACCCCAAUAUUGUCUGCCUUUUAGGUGCUGUCACUCAGGAACAACCGGUGUGUAUGCUUUUUGAGUAUAUGAAUCAGGGGGAUCUCCAUGAGUUCCUCAUAAUGAGAUCGCCGCAUUCCGAUGUUGGCUGUAGCAGUGAUGAAGAUGGGACUGUAAAAUCCAGCCUGGAUCAUGGAGAUUUCCUGCACAUUGCAAUUCAGGUUGCAGCUGGCAUGGAAUACCUGUCUAGUCACUUCUUUGUCCACAAGGACCUUGCAGCUCGCAACAUUUUAAUCGGAGAGCAACUUCAUAUAAAGAUUUCAGACCUUGGGCUUUCCAGAGAAAUCUACUCAGCUGAUUACUACAGGGUGCAGAGUAAGUCUUUGCUGCCCAUUCGCUGGAUGCCCCCUGAAGCCAUCAUGUAUGGCAAAUUCUCUUCUGAUUCAGAUAUCUGGUCCUUUGGGGUUGUCUUGUGGGAGAUUUUUAGUUUUGGACUCCAGCCAUAUUAUGGAUUUAGUAACCAGGAAGUGAUCGAGAUGGUGAGAAAACGACAGCUCUUACCAUGCUCUGAAGACUGCCCGCCCAGAAUGUACAGCCUCAUGACAGAGUGCUGGAAUGAGAUUCCUUCUAGGAGACCAAGAUUUAAAGAUAUUCACAUCCGGCUUCGGUCCUGGGAGGGACUCUCAAGUCACACUAGCUCCACUACUCCUUCAGGAGGAAAUGCCACCACGCAGACAACCUCCCUCAGUGCCAGCCCAGUGAGUAAUCUCAGUAAUCCCAGAUAUCCUAAUUACAUGUUCCCAAGCCAGGGUAUUACACCACAGGGCCAGAUUGCUGGUUUCAUUGGCCCACCAAUACCUCAAAACCAGCGUUUCAUCCCCAUCAAUGGAUACCCAAUACCUCCUGGAUAUGCAGCAUUUCCAGCUGCCCACUACCAGCCAACAGGUCCUCCCAGAGUGAUUCAGCACUGCCCACCUCCCAAGAGCCGGUCCCCAAGCAGUGCCAGUGGGUCGACUAGUACUGGUCAUGUGACCAGUUUGCCCUCAUCAGGAUCCAAUCAGGAAGCAAAUAUUCCUUUACUACCACACAUGUCGAUUCCAAAUCAUCCCAGUGGAAUGGGUAUCACCGUCUUUGGUAACAAAUCUCAAAAACCCUACAAAAUAGACUCAAAGCAACCAUCUUUGCUAGGAGACUCCAAUAUUCAUGGACACACCGAAUCUAUGAUUUCUGCAGAACUGUAGAAUGCCUGACUUUUGUAAAUGUGGUAUACAGGACAAACUAGAAAUCCGUAGAAAAGAUUUAUAUCCAAAUGUUUUUUUAUUGAAGUAAGGUUCUCACUUAGCAGACAUUGCAACAAGUAUCUUCUGUGAAGUUUAACUGUGUCUUACCAACCAGGACAGACCCUAGCUAGAAAAAAAAAACAUUGUGGGAUUUACACUCCAUUGGAGUGCAUGACAUGGCAUUGGGAUUGGAAUAUAUAAUUCCAAGUACUGAGAACUGUAAACCAGUGAAGAGGAAAAGAACCUUAUGAUUAAAUAUCAUACCAAAAAGUAAAGUCAAACGGUGCUUUGUGUAUUUGCCUUUGGUCGCCAUGACUGGUCUCUCCCCAAAAUGUAUAUACCAUAGCAUUUGUCUACCUGCUGUCUUUUCUUCAGGACAGAUGUUCAGGAAUUGUAUUGAUUAAGUUUAGACUCUGUAAUGUUUGUAUGGAAGUGAUAUUCAGAAUGAAUCAAUGAGGAAACUUUAGGCCAAAUUUGAAAUCCCGAACAGAAAUGAGCCAUAAGACAAGUAUAGUAUUUCCUGAAGCUUUCUACAUAGAGGAGCUUCAUUGGGAAGGUGCAGAGUGUUUCUCUUUGUGAACCUCCUCUUCUGAUCAUGAAGGCCUUUUCCACAUUUCUCUUUUUCACAGUGUGUUUACACAGCCCUUGAAAUAACACAGGGCAUCAUACCAUAAGAAGGCUAGAUGUGGAUGCUGGAGUUGAUUGUUGGUUGAUAGCUCACUUCACUGCUUUAGGAAUGAGGUACCAAACAAAGCAUAGGCAGGAAAAUGGCCCCUCAGCCUAGUCAGCAUCCAUGGAAGAGGAGUGAGGGUUUCCAUAGAGACAGAAACAGAAGCGUGGCUGCAGACAGGCACACCCAGCUUUGCAACCUCCUGUUACAAGUUGUCCAAGGUGUAGGGAUGCUUACCAUCAGUGUACUCUAGAAAAGCAGAAAACCCUAUGAUGAUGUCAUCUAGUAAACUUAAAGUUUCUUCCACUUUUUUUUUUCUGUGCUGGAAACGUUCACAGAUUUCAGUCCAGCCCUAAGAAUUAUACCAAUUUAUUCAUAUAGUUGGAAUCCAAAGACAAUGAAUUCUAUUUUGCGAAAUUUUACAGUAUUUCUUUAAAAAAUAAGUACUGAGCUCUCACUUCAAAGAACUGAAUUUUGUAAGCUGGUAUAUAGAAGCAGCAUGAUCAUUCUUGCCUUAGACAGAGGUAUCAAAUAUGCAUCUGAUGACAUUUACCUGCCAACCACUUUUUGGCAAGUUUAGAAUUCUUAUAGGUUUAAGUUCUAUAAAAAGGAAUUUUAUAUCUGGUUUUUCUCUUGUUUAAAUAAAAAGCUCCUUUAUUCUAAUGUCUCAAAGUCUCAUUUUUAUUUUAAAACUUUAAGAGACUUACAAAGAGACUUAAGGAUGUAAAGUAAUGCCUGGAAAUGAUAGUUGAUGAGGAGAAUGUAUGAGAAUUAGAAACACAUUGAUGUUUCCAUUUUUUAAAAUACAAUUAGCAAUGAGGAAUAAAGGAAAUGUUUACCAAAAUG